AUGGCGGCCAUGGGCAGCGGCCAGAGCGGCGCCGAGAUUUACACGUACGAGGCGCCAUGGCUCGUGUACGCGAUGAAUUGGAGUGUGAGGCAGGACAAGAGGUUCCGCCUCGCGCUCGGGUCGUUCGUGGAGGAGUACAGCAACAAGGUUGAGAUCAUCACGCUGGACGAGCAGCGACGGGAGUUUCCGGCGGAGCCGACGCACAGGUUCGACCACCCGUACCCGUGCACGAAGAUCAUGUUCGUCCCAGACGCCGAGGGAACCAGCGAGGACUUACUGGCCACGAGCGGCGACUAUCUGCGGGUUUGGCGCAUAGGCGACGACGGCGUGCACCUGCGGAGCCUCCUGAACAACAACAAGAACAGCGACUUUUGCGCGCCGCUCACGUCGUUCGACUGGAGCACCACCAACCUGGCGAGGGUGGGCACCAGCAGUUUGGACACCACGUGCACCAUCUGGGACCUGGAGAAGGAGACGGUUGACUCGCAGCUCAUCGCGCACGACAAGGAGGUGUACGACAUCGCGUGGGGCGGGCCGGAGGUUUUCGCGAGCGUCUCCGCCGACGGGAGCGUCAGGGUGUUCGACCUGCGGGAUAAGGACCACAGCACGAUCGUCUACGAGUCCCCGACGCCGGACACGCCGCUGCUGAGGUUGGGUUGGAACAAGCAGAACCCGAGGUACAUGGCGACGAUGGAGAUGGACAGCGCCAAGGUUGUGGUGCUGGACAUUCGCGUGCCCGCGCUGCCGGUGGCGGAGCUGAAGAAGCACAGAGCCGCGGUGAACACGCUGGCGUGGGCGCCGCACAGCUCGAGGAACAUAUGCACCGCCGGGGACGACGCGCAGGCGCUCAUUUGGGACCUGUCGUCGGUGGCGCAGCCCGGGGAGGACGGGAUGGAUCCGAUGCUGGCGUACAACGCGGGGGCGGAGAUCAGUCAGCUGCAGUGGAGCGCGACGCAAACCGACUGGAUAGCCAUCGCAUUCGGCAAAAACCUGCAGGUGCUUCACGUGUGACGCCCGCGGGGAGAACGUGGCGAUCGUAGUCCUAGUUCGGUUUUGAAUUCAACGUUCAUUUAGCACUCA
Micromonas commoda is the source of this 1080-nucleotide messenger RNA. RefSeq lists its product with no specific name. Gene Ontology annotation, cellular component: nucleus. The transcript is spliced from 2 exons. Bases 1 to 1011 code for a protein of 336 amino acids. The record is from RefSeq and is a predicted model, not a curated record. NCBI's taxonomy places the organism in Eukaryota, Viridiplantae, Chlorophyta, Mamiellophyceae, Mamiellales, Mamiellaceae. Gene Ontology annotation, molecular function: protein binding.